This is a messenger RNA of Procambarus clarkii (red swamp crayfish), 1296 nucleotides long. NCBI's taxonomy places the organism in Eukaryota, Metazoa, Arthropoda, Malacostraca, Decapoda, Cambaridae. The record is from RefSeq and is a predicted model, not a curated record.
AUGGGAUCAUCACAUGGACCAUGGGACCAUCACAUGGACCAUAUGGGAUCAUCACAUGGACCAUGGGACCAUCACAUGGACCAUGGGACCAUCACAUGGACCAUGGGACCAUCACAUGGACCAUGGGACCAUCACAUGGACCAUGGGACCAUCACAUGGACCAUAUGGGACCAUCACAUGGACCAUAUGGGACCAUCACAUGGACCAUAUGGGACCAUCACAUGGACCAUAUGGGACCAUCACAUGGACCAUAUGGGACCAUCACAUGGACCAUAUGGGACCAUCACAUGGACCAUAUGGGACCAUCACAUGGACCAUAUGGGACCAUCACAUGGACCAUAUGGGACCAUCACAUGGACCAUAUGGGACCAUCACAUGGACCAUAUGGGACCAUCACAUGGACCAUAUGGGACCAUCACAUGGACCAUAUGGGACCAUCACAUGGACCAUAUGGGACCAUCACAUGGACCAUAUGGGACCAUCACAUGGACCAUAUGGGACCAUCACAUGGACCAUAUGGGACCAUCACAUGGACCAUAUGGGACCAUCACAUGGACCAUAUGGGACCAUCACAUGGACCAUAUGGGACCAUCACAUGGACCAUAUGGGACCAUCACAUGGACCAUAUGGGACCAUCACAUGGACCAUAUGGGACCAUCACAUGGACCAUAUGGGACCAUCACAUGGACCAUAUGGGACCAUCACAUGGACCAUAUGGGACCAUCACAUGGACCAUAUGGGACCAUCACAUGGACCAUAUGGGACCAUCACAUGGACCAUAUGGGACCAUCACAUGGACCAUAUGGGACCAUCACAUGGACCAUAUGGGACCAUCACAUGGACCAUAUGGGACCAUCACAUGGACCAUAUGGGACCAUCACAUGGACCAUAUGGGACCAUCACAUGGACCAUAUGGGACCAUCACAUGGACCAUAUGGGACCAUCACAUGGACCAUAUGGGACCAUCACAUGGACCAUAUGGGACCAUCACAUGGACCAUAUGGGACCAUCACAUGGACCAUAUGGGACCAUCACAUGGACCAUAUGGGACCAUCACAUGGACCAUAUGGGACCAUCACAUGGACCAUAUGGAACCAUCACAUGGACCAUAUGGGACCAUCACAUGGACCAUAUGGGACCAUCACAUGGACCAUAUGGGACCAUCACAUGGACCAUAUGGGACCAUCACAUGGACCAUAUGGGACCAUCACAUGGACCAUAUGGGACCAUCACAUGGGCCAUGAGAAGGCCACGUGGGACGAGGAUGGGACCACCAAUGGCCUUGCCAUGGGCUAG